GAAUGAGGCUAUUGACGAAUAGCAUGGUCUGAUAAGAAUAGUGACCUAAAAGACGGUCAGAAGAAUGGCGACACUUUUCAGAUCCAAAGGGUCUCACCUAUUUUAGAUCUUACCAAUUGUUUCCAAAUAUAUAGAGAAAUUAGUUGUGGCCAUUGUUGCUAUACAUUUGCCGCUUAAAAGCACAACUCUUGUUUUUUUACAGAUCUGUAUCAGCUCAGAAACAAAUCUGCCAUGGCGCCCACCACCAUCCGAAAAGCCAUUGGGGCUGUGAAGGACCAGACCAGCAUAGGGAUUGCCAAAGUGGCAAGCAACAUGGCACCAGAGCUGGAAGUUGCUAUUGUUAAGGCUACUAGCCACGAUGAUGAACCAGCUGGAGAGAAGUACAUAAGGGAGAUUCUCCAAUUGACUUCAUCUUCACGGGGUUAUGUCACUGCCUGCAUGUCUGCAAUUUCCAAAAGGUUGGGCAAAACCCGAGAUUGGAUUGUUGCCCUCAAGUGUUUGAUGCUAAUUCACCGACUUCUCAAUGAUGGAGAUGCUGUAUUUCAGCAAGAAAUUAUGUAUGCUACCAGGAGGGGAACAAGGCUGCUAAAUUUAUCAGAUUUCAGAGAUGAAGCUCACGCCAGUUCAUGGGAUCAUUCUGCUUUUGUAAGGACUUAUGCUUUGUAUUUGGAUCAGAGGUUAGAAUUGAUGGUUUUUGAGAGGAAGCAAAAUGGUGGACAGGUGGAAAGGUAUGGAUCCAAGGAUGAACAAUGGAGAUUGCCCCAGAGUUCUAACCGUGGAUAUGGUUAUGAUCAUGGCGACUUUAGAGAUGAGCCUGGUUAUGGAAUGAGGAGGUCCAGAUCUUCAGGUGAUGUGAGAGAGUCAAUACAGGAGAAGAAAGAUGUGACUCCAAUGAGAGAGAUGAAACCUGAAAGGAUUUUUGGGAAAAUGACUCAUUUGCAAAGACUUCUAGAUCGAUUUUUAUCUUGUCGACCAACUGGUUUGGCGAAGAAUGAAAGGAUGGUCUUGGUUGCUUUGUACCCUGUGGUUAAAGAAAGUUACAAAAUUUACACAGAUAUAUGUGAUGUUUUGGCUGUUCUGUUGGAUAAAUUUUUUGAUAUGGAGUAUGAGGAUUGUGUCAAGGCCUUUGAUGCCUAUGCUAGUGCAGCAAAGCAGAUAGAUGAAUUGGUGGGAUUCUAUAACUGGUGCAAGGAUAUAGGUGUGUCAAGGUCGUCAGAAUACCCAGAAGUGUCGAGGAUUACAAGCAAGCUAUUAGAUACAUUGGAGGAGUUUGUGAGAGAUAGAGCUAAGGCGAUGAAGAGUCCUGAAAGGAAAGUAGAUAGCCAGCCAGCUCCACAGGGAGAGGAGCCAACACUGGAUAUGAAUGUAAUUAAAGCAUUGCCACCACCAGAGGAUUAUACUGCUCCACCGCCUCCUGAACUAGAGCCUCCUAAGCCUAAGCCUGUUAUUCAGGAGACCAGAGAUCUGGUGGAUUUGAGGGAGGAGGGUGUUACUGCCGAUGCUCAGGGGAAUAAAUUUGCCUUGGCAUUAUUUGCAGGACCAGGAACAAGUAAUGCUAAUGGGUCGUGGGAAGCAUUCCCAUCCAAUGGGGAACCUGAGAUUACGUCUGCUUGGCAGAAUCCAGCAGCUGAGAGUGGCAAGGCUGAUUGGGAACUGGCUUUGGUGGAGACAGCAAGUAAUUUGUCUAAGCAGAAGGCGGCAUUGGGUGGCGGUCUUGAUCCACUAUUGUUGAAUGGCAUGUAUGAUCAGGGUGUUGUUAGGCAACAUGUAGCCACUGCACAAUCAAGUGGUGGCAGUGCCAGCAGUGUGGCAUUGCCAGGAGUAGGGAAAAGUGCUACACCAGUUUUGGCACUUCCUGCACCUGAUGGAACAGUCCAGACAGUUGGACAAGACCCCUUUGCCGCAUCUUUGAGUGUUCCACCUCCCUCUUAUGUGCAAAUAGCAGAUUUGCAGAAGAAAGAGCAAUUGCUAGUGCAGGAACAGAUGGUAUGGCAGCAGUAUGGCAGAGAUGGCAUGCAAGGUCAAACGAGUUUGGCCAAGAUCACUACUGGAGGAUACUAUGGUCCAGGGCAACCCCCUGUGAUGCCUUAUGGAAUGCCACCAGUAAACGGUGUUGGAAUGCCACCUGCGGCAGGGUACUACUACAAUCCUUAUUGAUUUUUCAGCAUAUAGCUUUUCUUUUUCCUUUUUUAUGUUUAUGUUGGGUGUUCAUUAUUUAGCGUUUUACCUGUUCCACUGUAUUAUUUUAUGGCUAUAUCUUCCAUUUGUUCAUGUUUAGCGAGUCUAGUGAAUGACCAGUGUUGUAUUCUCUGAUGUUUUUUGUAAUAUACCGAUUUCAUAAUGUACUUGUUAAGCAAUGCUCAUUUCUAGAGGGGUGUUGUUUGAAUAUUGGUUGUGUUGUUAAUUACAUUCUUUGUUUUUC
Molecule: messenger RNA, 2422 nt
Organism: Solanum lycopersicum (tomato)
Lineage: Eukaryota; Viridiplantae; Streptophyta; Magnoliopsida; Solanales; Solanaceae
Product: putative clathrin assembly protein At2g25430
Biological process (GO): clathrin-dependent endocytosis; clathrin coat assembly; vesicle budding from membrane
Cellular component (GO): clathrin-coated vesicle; clathrin-coated pit
Molecular function (GO): 1-phosphatidylinositol binding; clathrin heavy chain binding; SNARE binding
Source: RefSeq, a predicted model, not a curated record